This is a messenger RNA of Acromyrmex echinatior (Panamanian leafcutter ant), 542 nucleotides long. RefSeq lists its product as uncharacterized. The record is from RefSeq and is a predicted model, not a curated record. NCBI's taxonomy places the organism in Eukaryota, Metazoa, Arthropoda, Insecta, Hymenoptera, Formicidae.
UACAUUUGAGCUUCAAAGCGAAUCACGAUGAUUAAGCUGUUCCUUAUUACGUUGCUGUGCGUGGCGAUGUUCGCCGAUUCCCAAGAAGAUCAAAUGAAUGAAAUGGGAACAGGACUAAAGAAAGCAAGCGCUGAUAUGGCUGAACAUGCAAUGGGCAUAAGUCAAGGUAGUCCUUUAUUAAUGCAACAUGCAACAGCAGAAGGAGCAGGAGGUGAUGGGAGAGGAAGAGGAGGAAGACGAAGAGGAAACGGAGAAAGAGAAGGAAGAGGAAGAGGAGGAAGAGGAGGAAGAGGAAGAGGAAGAGGAAGAGGAGGAAGAAAUGGAAGCGAUAACUCAGACGACGAAAAUUAGAUUCUGAUCUCUUCCGGAUACAUGUAUCGUUAUGAAAUACAGAUAAAGGCUUUGACUAGAUCGGCUAAAGGUUAAUUUUCUCUCAACACUAUAGGUAUCACGUAUUUUAAUUAUUCGCACGGCUAAAAAAAAAUCCCGAUAAUUGUAGAAUAAUAAAGUCACUGCAGUAAAUUUUUCAUUGUUUAAACCGA